Camponotus floridanus (Florida carpenter ant) is the source of this 1516-nucleotide messenger RNA. RefSeq names its product probable malonyl-CoA-acyl carrier protein transacylase, mitochondrial (gene beg). Lineage: Eukaryota; Metazoa; Arthropoda; Insecta; Hymenoptera; Formicidae. The transcript has 2 exons. Gene Ontology annotation, molecular function: transferase activity. Bases 149 to 1420 code for a protein of 423 amino acids. The record is from RefSeq and is a predicted model, not a curated record.
UAAUGAUGGCCGCUCUCAGGCUUCUUAUAGCACGCGUGAGUGCAAUUUUAACCUCGCAAUAUUAUACAGAUAUCAAUGCAAUUUAAUAAUUUGCAUGUGACACAUGAAACGUAGUUGAAAAUAUUUAUCUUGAAAUUAACAUGCCAGCAUGUUUUCAUCAGUAACGAUGCUUCAGCGAGCUCUGGUCGGUAAAACAAUGCAUGGCCUGUCUAGUUUGUUAUCCUUAAGCCGGGUUAACAGAUUCUCCGAUUCCGUUUCUGCGAAAGGAGAUGACAGCCCGUCCAAUACAGACGAAUCGCAGAAUAAGUUUUCCACGAGCGAUAUCGAGACCCCCACUGGUGAAGAAAAUGUUGCUCGUCUUUUGAAAGAGGCUGCCAGUUAUGCCGAUGUCAAAGACACGAGUUGGGCGACCAGCCCUUAUCCUGCUGAUGCUCCAACCUCCGUCGAGGAGGAGAAAGUAAAGCCAAAGAUCGAACCCUUGGACACUUGCGUUGUACUUUUUCCAGGACAGGGCACCAUCAAAGUUGGCACAGUACAGAAGUACCUGCGCUUCCCACAGGCAAAGGAGUUGUUUGAAAUAGCCAAUGAGAUUCUGGACUUUGAUAUAUUGAAGUUGUGUUUAAAAGGUCCCCAAAAGAAGUUGAAUGAAACUCGCUACAAUCAACCAGCCACAGUGGUAACUUCUUUGGCUGCAUUGGAACAGCUUCGCGAAGAGAGACCCAGGGUGUUUGAGACUUGUGUAGCAACUGCAGGUUACAGCAUAGGGGAAUUGACCGCUCUGAUUUUCUCAGGCGUUUUAACCUUCGAGGAUGGCAUCAGAUUGGUCUCUGUCCGAGGGAACGCUAUGCAGUAUGCUUCUGAGAAAUCACCUCAGGGAAUGCUAUCGGUUUAUUGUACACCAGAAGCUAAAUUAUCAGAGGCAUGCAAAGAUGCUGAAAAGUGGGCGUUAGAUAAUGGUGUAGAAGAACCAAUUUGCCAGGUGGCAAUAUAUCUGUAUACGCAAUCAAAAAUAUUGGCUGGAAAUACUAUCGCCCUUGAAUACAUAGAAAAGAAUGCAGAGAAAUAUAAGCUUAGAAAAUUAACCAGGCUGCCUGUAUCAGGAGCAUUUCACACAAAAUUGAUGAAACCUGCGCUCAAGUCCUUUGGCAAGAUGCUGUCUACAGUAGAAUUAGAUACUCCUAGGUGUCAAGUUUAUUCAAAUUACAAAGCACAUCCUUAUGAGAAUUUAAAAGUAGUUAAGAAAUACUUGCUGAAACAAAUUAUAUCUCCUGUAAAGUGGGAGCAAAGUAUGCAGUUAAUGUAUAACAGAACUCCGGGGACAAGUUUCCCGCGAACGUUCGAUGUGGGAUCGGGAGGAAAAAUGGCAACCAUCUUGAAGCUAAUUAACGCAAAGGCGCACGAUCACUGCAUAUCCGUCUAAGUUCUUUUCUAUAUUUUGUACAUAAUUCGCGAACUUUAUUACAGUAUCCAGUUGUGCCUCUUAUGCAAGAAAUAAAGGAGAGGAAUUUUAUGUACA